Messenger RNA from Alternaria atra, 804 nucleotides. RefSeq lists its product as uncharacterized. Gene Ontology annotation, molecular function: catalytic activity. The coding region runs from base 1 to 804 and encodes 267 amino acids. Lineage: Eukaryota; Fungi; Ascomycota; Dothideomycetes; Pleosporales; Pleosporaceae. The record is from RefSeq and is a predicted model, not a curated record. The transcript has a single exon.
AUGUCGUCUCAACCGCUGAAUACCCUUGCGCAGCGCCUCAAAGCUCUCCACGCACCGGGCAAACCCCUUGUCUUGACGAAUGUCUGGGACGCAAUGAGUGCAUCCGCCAUUGCGGCUCUUCCUGGCACGAAAGCGCUCGCAACAGCAAGUGCCGCCAUCGCCGCCGCUUCUGGCCUGUCCGAUGACGACUUGACUCUCAACGUCAACAUGCGUGCUGUGGACCCAAUCGCCAAGGUAGCAGUUGCAUAUAACCUACCUUUGACUGUGGAUCUGCAAGACGGGUUCGGUAACGAGCUGGAGGAGGCUGUGGAACGGGUUAUUGCAUUGGGUGCGGCGGGUAUAAACCUUGAAGAUUACGGACGCGAAAUCGAUGGUCUCUACGGUAUUGAUGAACAGUGCAACCGCAUACGUCGCGCUCUGAUCGUGGCCAGAGAUAACGGAGUUGCCGAUUUCGUUAUCAAUGCGCGUACAGACGCGCUCUUUGCGGGUAAUGGAAUCGAAGAUGUUAUCAAGCGUGGGCAGGCAUAUCUGGAUGCUGGCGCAUGGAAUGUUUUCGUUUGGGGUGGACCAAGCCGAGAAGGCUGGGGUAGAGAUGAAGUCGAAAAAGUAUGUCGGGCUUUUGACGGUCGCUUGAAUGUUAUCCUGGACAGAACUCGCGAGGGUGGCCUGACCAUCAAGGAGCUGGAAGAUAUUGGGGUUGCAAGGAUCAGCGUCGGGCCCCAAUUGAUGCGUCAAACGGCGGCACUGUUGGCAGGUGAAGCUCAGAAGAUACUUGAUGGAAAAUCUAGCGCGGCUGAGCCAUGA